This is a messenger RNA of Aspergillus novofumigatus IBT 16806, 975 nucleotides long. RefSeq names its product putative peroxisomal membrane protein Pmp47 (gene pmp47). Gene Ontology annotation, molecular function: NAD transmembrane transporter activity; AMP transmembrane transporter activity; ADP transmembrane transporter activity. Gene Ontology annotation, cellular component: peroxisomal membrane. Bases 1 to 975 code for a protein of 324 amino acids. The record is from RefSeq and is a predicted model, not a curated record. The transcript is spliced from 3 exons. NCBI's taxonomy places the organism in Eukaryota, Fungi, Ascomycota, Eurotiomycetes, Eurotiales, Aspergillaceae.
AUGUCCCAGUCUAGAAUUCAAGAGCAAAAAAGGGCGGUUGCAGCGUCAGCUGCCGCUCAACAAAGUGACAACAUAGCGCAUGCAUUAGCUGGCGCUGGCGGUGGCGUUCUUUCAAUGGUCUUGACCUAUCCUCUCAUCACACUUUCUACAAGAGCACAGGUCGAAUCGAAACGUGCCCAUUCUACAACCAUGGACGCCGUUCGCCGCAUUGUCCAGCGUGAGGGUUUCAGUGGACUGUACUCCGGACUUGAAUCGGCACUGUUCGGCAUAAGCGUUACUAAUUUCGUAUACUAUUACUGGUUCGAAUGGACUCGUGCGGCCUUCGAGAAAGCAGCCGUGAAAGCUGGUCGUGCAUCCAAGAAACUCACCACGGCUGAGUCGAUGAUCGCUGGGGCUAUCGCCGGAAGUGCAACUGUCCUGAUCACCAAUCCCAUUUGGGUCGUGAACACAAGAAUGACAGCUCGCAAGUCGGAUGCGGAGGAUCAGGCAUUGCCUGGUGCGCCGGAGAAGAAGGCACGGGCUUCGACCAUUGGCACCUUGAUGGAUCUGCUUCGACGGGAAGGGCCUACGGCCCUUUUUGCUGGAGUUCUUCCGGCGCUCGUCCUUGUGAUCAACCCCAUACUGCAAUAUACCAUCUUUGAACAGCUGAAGAAUAUCGUGGAGCGCCGUAGACGCAUGACGCCUAAGGAUGCGUUCUAUCUGGGCGCUUUGGGCAAGAUACUGGCCACCACGAUCACCUAUCCUUACAUCACAGUCAAGAGCCAGAUGCACGUUGCAAGCAAAGAUGGUCCCAAGGAGAGUUUGAACGGAAGCUUGAAGAGAAUUAUCAGGGAGGAAGGGUACACAGGUCUAUACAAAGGAAUUGUUCCAAAAGUUACGCAGAGCGCGAUUACCGCGGCUUUCCUUUUUGCUUUCAAGGAUGUUUUGUAUGAUAUGAUGGUAUCGGCUCGGAAGAGAUCUCGACUAUCUAAAUAG